Molecule: messenger RNA, 906 nt
Organism: Phanerochaete carnosa HHB-10118-sp
Lineage: Eukaryota; Fungi; Basidiomycota; Agaricomycetes; Polyporales; Phanerochaetaceae
Exons: 3
Coding region: 1-615 (204 amino acids)
Source: RefSeq, a predicted model, not a curated record
AUGCAAUAUCCUACCACCCCAUCAUCUCACCACGGACACACUGUUCCGCGUACUCCGCCAUCGCAGACCGGCCGGCAUCACCACAACGGCCAGCUACCGACUCCAGGGGCACCCUACAUGUUUGCAGCGGUGCUGCCGCAGAGUGCACUGGCGCCUGGCCAUACUGGGCUUCCACCGACGCCGUACAUGCCCACUGUUCCACUCCCUAUUCAACACAACAGCACCGGCCUACUUACUCCUCCCGAGAGCCCGGUCAGCAGGUCGCGGAGUCUGACAGCCCUGAACGACCAUCUCUUCCGCCCGAACUAUACCUACGACAUGCGUUACGACGUCGACCACGCUGGCCUGCGUUCUGCUCUGCAGGAGCAUGCUACCAUUCCUGCAACCGGGCAGCUUGCCGUCCUAGUCCAACUCGAUCAGCGCAUGCUUACCAUUAAUAUUGGCGACGGGAGGGCCGCUCUCACUGUCAGAGAUGUCCUACACCGUCUCCACAGGGAACUGACCAAGAUUCUUCCCAACGGAGGCACCCUUCUCCAGCUUAUCGGCAGGCGUUAUAUCUUUGACGGCCUAGAGCCUAGCGGAGGCAAUACUUUCACUCUCAAGCUCAGACGUUAAGCGCCACGCGAAGGACUGUGCUUGCCGCUAUCACUCUAGCUCACGAAAGCAAGGGAAGUAUGGAUAGCAUCGCAUUAACGAAUCCUUCGUUGGACAUAACGGUGUACCUCUCAGGUUUGUAGUACAUCUCAUAUCAUCUUCUCACGUAUACUGCUUCGCAACUCAGCUGUAUUGACUAGCUUUUUGUAUCGCUACUCCGUAGUGUAGAUUCCUCUCCGCGUUCCUGUUCCUCGCGUCCUUCCACCGUCUUCCUCAUUCGCUAUCGUUGCGUCGGAUACUGGUUUCUCUCCC